GCUUCCUCCUGCGCGGCCGGUUAAAUAUUAACACGGCGAUAGGCGCCUUGGGGCGGGGGUAAGGCAGCCCUUACCUCACCGCGCCACGGGGACAGUGUCAGGGCUGGCUUGUGCCCCGCGGCCCGGCAGCCGGGUGCUCCCUCCCCGCAGCGCCUCGGGCAGCCGCCCCGCCGCCGGGGGGAGGUUUCCUUGGGGCGAGAAGGCGCGGGCUGGCCGGGGCUCCUCGCUUGAACGCCGCCGGCCUCCUCCUGCGCCUGCCGGGCCGAGGGUGCGAGCAGGGCCCGUCGCCAAAAGGAAAGCAGUGGGAGACACCUCUCGGCGCCUGGGGAAGAGAUCCAGGUCACAUAACGUCACAUUUUAUCACAGGACGCAAAGCAGCAGCUCAGCGAGUUUUUUGAUAAGUUCUGCCCUUCAGCUACUUCUCAAGUAUGCAGUGAUCGCUGGUGGCUUUCUGCCUUAGGGACCAGGAGAGAAUGCUCCAAUGGAGAGGUUCCAGAAAUUAAUUUUACUUCCUCUCAUCUUAACUACCUUGCUACCAGGUCUUGGCUUUUGUUACUCUAUUAUAAAUGGCCCCACUAAUGCAACAGUCCUUGCUGGUUCAGAAGCCCGAUUUAAUUGCACUGUGUCAGUAGGAUGGGUAAUUCUCAUUUGGCUGGCCAAUGGAAAUCCUGUCCUCACUGUCCUCAGUUCUCAAGGAGCUGUUGAAACAUCAGACCGCUUCACCUCUCAAAAUUAUACUAGUAGCAAUGGAUUUACCUCGGAGCUGAUCAUCCACAACACCCAGCUGAGUGACUCUGGAAAAAUUGAAUGCAGUACCCAGCAACCUAGUGAGAGCAGAUUUGCAUUUCUUUCUGUUCAAGUUAAUGGAUCUUUAUUCAUCAAAAAUAGCACCUUAACAAUAAAAGAGAAUGAAACAGUUGAAAUUGUUUGUGAAGCCUUAGGAUGGGCUCCAGCUCCAGACAUUACCUGGAUGACAAAUGACUCUUUCAUUGAUAAGUCGAGGUAUGUUACCCAGCAAAGUCAAGGAUCUAAUGGCCUCCACAAUGCCCUGAGCAUCCUAACUUUGACUCCGAUGGACACUGAGAUUUUGACUUGUUUAGCUGACAUAGAAGCACUCCCUAACCCUCAGAAUGCAACAGUAACUGUUAUUUUUGUCAACUCUACUAUAGAAAAUUAUUACAGUGAAGACAGCAGAAGCACGUGGGUUAUUGUACUUGCAGUUGUGCUUUCACUUGUUGGUAUUAUUCUUCUGAUCAUUAUUAUUGCUGUUGUUGUACGUUGCUGCUGCCUAAAGAAGAAAGGAUCAACAUAUCAAAAUGAAAUAAGAAAAGUUUCAGCUGAGAAGAAAAAAAAUGGUGAUUCGGAAAACAGUCAAAGGCAUGGUAGCGAAAAUCAGGGAUACAUUCCAGAGGAACGGUGGAACACAGAACAAAGCCCAAGAAUUACUUCUCUUCCCCCAAUGUCUUCAAAGUUCACUGUCCCUACUGCAGAUUUACAUACCAGUUCUGUACCAAAGGUGCGACCUCAAAGACGUACUGAUUAUCUGAUCAACCCAAAGAAAAUUAGAAAUGUGACACUUGUUUAGGAUGCACUUCUCCAGGAAAUUUCUGUAUCGAUCAGUUGCAUUUUGCACAUUUGGAUGGCUUCCUGCAACGGUUCUGUCAGUUUAAGCUAUUUUUCUUUUUUUCCUCAUGUGAUGAAAUAAUAUUGCAACCUUUAUAAUGUAACAUAUGAUAUUUCAGCAAAAUAAUGGACAUAAAUGACAGCCUUAAUUUCAGAGACAGGGAAUCUGAUGGAACUCUACAAGAACAAGAAUCCAUGCUUUGGGUCCAAAGGAAAUCAACAAAAUUCCUAUCAGACAGAAAUGUUCGGUUAUUCACAGCAAGAUCAAGGAUGGGAACUGCGAAACAUUUAUUAAUUCAGAAGAACUGGUUAAUAAUACUACUGGUUAAUACAACAUCUACUGCUAUUUUUAUGUACUUUAUGUACAGCUGAUCAUCUUCAGCUUACAGAUCAACAAUUUUCGAUUUCUGUUCUGUAAUAAAAUCAAGGGAAGUUUUCAUGAGAGCUAUUUCAAAAUGUCUAAAAAACCCUAUCUUUGGAUCAAAGAUGAAUUUUUUUCAUUUCAAUGCAUCCUUUUCUUAAAGGUAUUUUUCUUAAAUCUGAUGUUCCGGUUUUAAAUAAAAAAAUGUCACCCACACGGCAAAAA
Molecule: messenger RNA, 2209 nt
Organism: Falco peregrinus (peregrine falcon)
Lineage: Eukaryota; Metazoa; Chordata; Aves; Falconiformes; Falconidae
Gene: IGSF5
Product: immunoglobulin superfamily member 5
Exons: 9
Coding region: 482-1585 (367 amino acids)
Biological process (GO): cell-cell adhesion
Source: RefSeq, a predicted model, not a curated record